Messenger RNA from Penaeus monodon (black tiger shrimp), 709 nucleotides. RefSeq names its product protein mono-ADP-ribosyltransferase PARP4-like. NCBI's taxonomy places the organism in Eukaryota, Metazoa, Arthropoda, Malacostraca, Decapoda, Penaeidae. The record is from RefSeq and is a predicted model, not a curated record.
AUGGCGCUGUUCCUUCUUGUUGGCAUCGUAUUGCUCCCCACGACCAGAGCUGUGUUCCACCCGUACUACUGUUACAACACUCCAUUUCCCACCACUCCGCCCGGCUGCAUUCCACAUGUUUCUCCUUAUGCACAGACUCUGGCUCACCCCCCGCUUUUGAACACAUAUAUGCCCGGUACUCCAUCAUUACCAAUGGCUCCUCAUAUGCCCAUGGUUUCGUCUUUGCUCAUGGGUUCACAUUUACCUGCGAUUCCACCUAUGCCAAUGGCUCCACAUAUGCCUAUUGUUCCACCUAUGACUAGUAUGGCUACUCAUAUGCCUUUCGUUCCACCAGUGACUAGUAUGGCUACUCAUAUGCCCUUUGUUCCACCAAUGACUAGUAUGGCUACUCAUAUGCCCUUCGUUCCACGAGUCACUAGUAUGGCUACACACAUGCCCAUGAUUCCGCCAGUGCCAAUGGCCCCACCCAUGAAUAUGGUUCCUCAUAUGCCCAUGCCUCUGCCCAUGACUUCCCACGCACCCAUGAUUCCUCCCCUGGGCUUGUCCUCUGUCCUUCCACAUGCCAACCCCAGCGUCCUGCCCCAGCUGAUUCCCCCCGUGCACCCCCCUGUGACGCCGCCAGUGAGCAUCCAGUGUUACCUUGUUAGCGGACGUCCGGGGGUCUUCCCGGGAUGCUAGGUAAGCUACAGCAGUAAAUUUGAAAACAUAA